Messenger RNA from Cololabis saira (Pacific saury), 1407 nucleotides. RefSeq lists its product as uncharacterized. Lineage: Eukaryota; Metazoa; Chordata; Actinopteri; Beloniformes; Belonidae. The record is from RefSeq and is a predicted model, not a curated record. Bases 94 to 1293 code for a protein of 399 amino acids. The transcript is spliced from 7 exons. Gene Ontology annotation, cellular component: nucleus.
AGAGCACCAGCGGAGCCAUGCAGCUGGAUCCUCCACAAAGACACUGUUGAUCCUCCAGUUCACAUCUGGACAUUGUGACAUCGCUGGACGUUGAUGGACGUGGUAACGGCGCCGGGACGCGGCUCGGGGACGAUGUCUUCGCCCGUCCUGCUCAACCAGGACAGCAUCAUCCGCUUCAAGAAGAGGAAAGCUCGGUUCACCUUCAGUGAAGUUCAUAUCCUGCUGGACGAAGUGAGGAAGCACCGCUUGGUGGUCGUAGGGAAGUUUAACCGCGGCGUUCCGACGGACGUGAAGAAGAGAACCUGGGCCGAGAUCGCGGCUCGUGUGAACGAGAUCGGCGAGUGCCAGCGCGAAGUGAUCGAGGUGAUCAAGAAGUGGUCGGACCUGAAGUGUGACACCAAACGCAAGGUAGCAGCCAUGCGGUCGGGGACGGUCCCGAACCGCGGCCUGAACUCCCGUCUGUCCCGGGACCUGAACCAGACGGAGAAGAUCGUGCUGCAGAUCCUGGAGAUGGACGACGGCCAGAACCUGGACCUGGGCCCGCUGGAGGACGAGGACGGAGAGGAGGAGGACGAGGACGACGAGGAGAUGGAGGAGGACGACGACAUGAUGGAGGGAUCUCCCAACGGAGGAGAGACAGCCAUGGGCCCCCCGGGGGGGAUGGGAGGACUGUCAGGCGACUCGUCGCAGACUCCCUUCGAUGUGCAGUACGAACUUCCUUCAACGGAAGAUGCUGAAACUGCGUUUGGAGACUCUGACGAGGAUCAGGAGGACGUUCCGUCCUCGACUCCGGCGGCUAAACUGGCCGACGGUCCUGCGGUUCCUCUGGUGAACAACGGAGUCCUGAAACCGGCUCUGCCGCUUCCCGGACCGGCACCUGGAGCGGUUUCUGGGCAAGAUCCUGGACCUGGACCGGCCUCCGAACAACCUCCUCCCGGACAAGCCCCUGGAUCGGCCCCAGGUCCAGCACCAGCACCAGGACCAGGGCCGGUCCCCGACCCCCCCCAGGUCCUGCCGGCCCCCGGCCCGGCCUCCUCCACCCCCGACGGCAGCAGCGUGCUGCAGUCGGCCCAGCUCAGCCUGCAGGAGCAGCACUCCACCAACGUGCUGCUGGAGACGGUGUCGCGCUCGCUGGAGCUGCUGGCCGAGUCGGUGACGCAGCUGGCCGAGACGCAGACGGAGUUCGUCCGGGAGUCGCUGACGCUGCAGAGAGAGACGGUGACGGUGCUGAGGGAUUUCACCGGCGGAGCCAUCGCCCUCAUCCACGACAAGUUGAACGGACGGCCGUUGUAGCAGCCGCGGGGACGGAUGGAUGGAGGGAUGAAUGAAUGAAUGAAUGAAUGAAUGAAUGAUGGAGGGAGGGAUGAUGGAGGGAUGAAUGACGGGAUGAAUGACGGGAGGAUGAAU